AUGCAGACACAUCUGGAUGAGGGUCCCCCCAGUAACAUCUGGAACCCCCACCCCCACCCCCUUGUCCUUGGGUCAGGGCUGCCCAAGGCUGCGGUGAUCACGGAGCGGAAGCUGCUGGCGGCGGCCAGCCUGGCCCGGCUCUGCGGCGUGCGCCCACAGGACGUGGUCUACACCCCACUGCCGCUCUACCACGCUGCCGGGCUCAUGGUGGGACUCGGGGGGUGCAUCGAGAUCGGUGCCACCUGCGUCCUCCGCUCCAAGUUCUCUGCCUCCCACUUCUGGGACGACUGCCGCCGCUACAACGUCACCGUCAUCCAGUACGUGGGGGAGCUCCUGCGCUACCUCUGUCAGAGCCCUCAGCGCCCCAACGACCGCGACCACCGGGUGCGCUUGGCGUUGGGCAAUGGGCUUCGAGGGGACGUGUGGAAGAGGUUCCUCGACCGCUUUGGCCCCAUCUCCAUCCGGGAGUUCUAUGGGGCCACCGAGGGCAACGGCGGCUUCAUCAACUACACUGGGAAGAUUGGGGCUGUGGGGAGAGCCAACAUGUUCAUCAAGUACUUUGCCCCCUUUGAGCUCAUCAAGUACAACGUGGACAAGGAGGAACCGGUGCGAGACGAACGAGGCCUCUGCAUCCCGGUGGGCCCCGGUGAGACGGGGCUGCUGGUCACCAAGAUCACCAAGGAGGCCCCAUUCCAUGGCUACGCCGGAGAUCCCGUGGAGACGGAGCAGAAGAUCCUAAGGAACGUCCUGGUCCACGGUGACGCCUUCUUCAACAGCGGCGACCUCCUCAUGAUGGACCACGAGAAGUUCCUCUACUUCCAGGACCGCGUCGGAGACACCUUCAGGUGGAAAGGGGAGAACGUGGCCACCACAGAGGUGGAGGCCGCUCUUGCCAUGGUGGACUUCAUCCAGCAAGUCAACGUCUAUGGGGUGUCCGUCCCAGGGUGCGAGGGGAGAUGUGGCAUGGCCGCCAUGUGCCUCAAGCCGGGGCACAGCUUCGAUGGGCAGAAGCUCUACAGCUUCGUGGAGGAUGUGCUGCCCGGCUACGCGGCGCCGCAGUUCCUGAGGGUGCAGAACGCUCUGGAGAUCACGGCCACCUUCAAGCAGCGCAAGAGCCACUUGGUCACCGAAGGCUUCGAUCCCCGCGUCAUCCGGGACCCGCUGUUCUUCCGCCACAAGCAGGCCAAGGCCUACGUGCCCCUGACCCCCGAGCUCCAUGCCCGCAUCCUGGACACGGCCCUGGCCCUCUAAGAGCCACCCCAUUCCCUUCGGGAAUUCCCUCGGGAGC
Messenger RNA from Pezoporus occidentalis (night parrot), 1288 nucleotides. Its product is annotated as long-chain fatty acid transport protein 2-like. The transcript has 8 exons. The record is from RefSeq and is a predicted model, not a curated record. Lineage: Eukaryota; Metazoa; Chordata; Aves; Psittaciformes; Psittacidae. Gene Ontology annotation, cellular component: endoplasmic reticulum. Gene Ontology annotation, molecular function: long-chain fatty acid-CoA ligase activity; long-chain fatty acid transmembrane transporter activity. Bases 1 to 1251 code for a protein of 416 amino acids.